AUGUCUGACCCACUGCCCCUGCGUAUUGUAUCGCCAGUGCAAGCUCUACAGUCCAAACCAACCUACAAUGCAAAUGCAAAUGCAGCACUGGCUGCACCUGCCAUGACGAUAUCUACUGCUGCAAGUAGCAGUGUUAAUGUGCCUUCAAAAAGUAUCAAUUCUCCUGUCACUACUGAUGAGGGCAGUCAUUCACUUCCUAAUAAAGAUAGCAAAACCCUCCCAUCAAGAGCCUUUUCAACCACUACGCUUAAUCAAAUAUUCAACCAGAUUCGUCCACAUCAAUUUACAUCAUCCUGCAUGGUUGAUUCCGAAAUCCAAAAGCUAAUUACGCUGCUCCUGCGAGAUUAUGUAGCAUCUUGGUUUUCAAUUAUUUCAGACAAUGAUGAGUUUAUUACCGAGCUUAUUCGCACCAUUUCCCAUGUUAUUCGAGAAUGUGAGCGACGACUCAAUCGGGUCGAUUUUGUUGCGCUCGCCUGUCGAGACUUGCCAGAGAUUCUACAACGUCAUAUCAGCGACUAUAGAUUGUGCUGUGAAAAAAUGGGCACAUCUUAUGCAGGGGGCCGAUCUUUGGAAGAGCUUUUUCAUGGCUGUCAACCUCAUAUUGCUUUGAAUGAUACUGCUUCCGAGUCCGAGUAUUUACGGGGUGUAGCCGAGAUUUUGCUAGAUACAUUACUCCCAGAAACAGAGCAUCGAAGUGAAAGCGUUAGGUAUCUUUUGCGCGAGAUAUUGACCAACAAUGUGCUUGCAAUGCUUCUCAAUAUCCUCUCAGAACCCGACUAUCUUAAUUUAUUGUUUUUAAAUCUUUUUGAAACAGACAAUCUUGAAGAAUCUCCAACCAGCGACAAUCUACAUUACUCGGCUAAUUCUCCAAAGAUAAAUAUAGAAUCUCCUACUAAAAGUAGUAUGUUCAAUGAUCUCUAUGGCACUGGUCUAACCUCUGAUGAGACGGAUAUUGGAUUAGCAUGUGGAUCAGAUGCUGAAAAUGAAGGUGCAGCCAAUUCCAUUUUGUUUCAAGUUCAGGCGCCAAACAACCUGUUUGUAAAACGGAGAAAAGCACGUCAGCAAAAUCCACCGCAUGAAACAAAGAAUUCAUUUGUCAAGUUCACCAUGGGUGGAUUAGAAAAAAUGACUAGCAGCAUCGACAAGUUUAAAAAUCUUGUAACUGCUCGUGAUCAAGAUAUGGAAACUGGAGCGGAUCGACAGUCGACUCGCUACGGAAAACAAUCAGAUCGCAGAAUACAGAAAAAAAAGCUAAAGGCGUCGGAAACGGAUCGCGAGUUUGAAGGAUAUGCAACCUCGUCUAACUCUGCAGCUAUUGCGUUUGGAAAAGAUUCUAACAGUACCAAUCUAUCUAAAUCAUCAAUGAAAUUGCAAAACGAUGGAAGCAGCAGUAGCAAAUUAAAUUCUGACUUGCUUACUCCACAGUAUGACGGUAGGAGAUUAUCAGAUGGCGUUUCGCUUGGUCACUACGAAAGCGGUGCCAGUGACAGUGAUACUAUCCCACCUUUACUUCAAAAAAGUCAGCAGAAUCGCUUACAAAACAAGGGAUUGAUACAAAAACAAUAUCAAGAACCUAUGCUUACUUGUGUCGAACAGUCCGAACAAGAUCAGCAAUUGCAACCAAGAGGCGAUUAUAAAUCAUACUAUACAUCAACAAACGGCGUUUCGUUAGCACAGAUAAAUACCGAUCCAACUAGGAUAGAAGAUAAACUUGUAAAGGAUGAAGGAGUAUGGACUAAAUUGUAUGCACAAUUACAAGACGUUUGGAAGUAUGGUUGUGCGCUAUACCACGAAACACGAUUUGGACCGUGGCAUCUUGGUCCGAUUGAUACUACAAAAUAUGAUCGUCAGUAUCUCGAAGAGCCCAUAAUGGAUUUGCUUAACGAGGCGUUUCAAAUUCAAACCCAUCAACGAUGGGUUUUUACGCAAAUAAUGUUUUUUGCCAAACCAAUUUUACACUCAGUGGCCGCACCUUUGGUUAAUAGGUUGAUUAUGAAGGGAAUCUAUUUUUUGAUAUGCGAAGAACAAAUCACGUUUUAUUUGCUGCUGCUUCGUACAGCAUUUUGGCCAGACAACAUUCCUGCUCCUAGUACAUAUAGUGUUCGUAGCGAACGAGAAAAGAAUGAAUCAAAACAGGAACUUGAAGCUCGUCUGAUAGCCAUGAUAUCACCUCUUUGUGCACCACUUCUUGGUCAGCAACUUGCAGAAGACAAAACACGAUUCCUUUUCAAUGUCUUUCAAAACAAGACGAUCAAUAAGCAUUUGAUUUUUGUGGUUGUGGAUUUAUUUUUAGCACAUUUUGCUCCCGAGUAUGCAGAAACUCGAGUUACAAAUGACUAG
This is a messenger RNA of Batrachochytrium dendrobatidis JAM81, 2340 nucleotides long. RefSeq lists its product as uncharacterized. Gene Ontology annotation, molecular function: phosphatidylinositol binding. The transcript has 4 exons. Bases 1 to 2340 code for a protein of 779 amino acids. The record is from RefSeq and is a predicted model, not a curated record. NCBI's taxonomy places the organism in Eukaryota, Fungi, Chytridiomycota, Chytridiomycetes, Rhizophydiales. Gene Ontology annotation, cellular component: intracellular membrane-bounded organelle.